This is a messenger RNA of Drosophila santomea, 1606 nucleotides long. RefSeq lists its product as uncharacterized. The coding region runs from base 956 to 1561 and encodes 201 amino acids. The transcript is spliced from 3 exons. NCBI's taxonomy places the organism in Eukaryota, Metazoa, Arthropoda, Insecta, Diptera, Drosophilidae. The record is from RefSeq and is a predicted model, not a curated record.
ACCCGCGAGACUCCCUCCGGAGCUGAAUGGUGGAAAUUCGUAACAGUUGUCGAUUCAUCAAACAAGAUAAUCCAACUUAUAAAUGGCCCAGCGUCUAACAAGUUAAUACCACAUCGUUAGCUAAUCAGGGAGGAGGAGCAACAAAUUCCGUAUUCGCAGAUCAAAGCGAGCUGCGAGCACUUUGAAGAUGGCAAAAACUGAAUGACUACCGAGAACCCACUGCCAUCGAUGCAAAAUGAUUGAAUUCAAUAUGGGGCUGGCACUUAACAUCCAUCAAAACACUAAACGAGGAGUAUUUAGAAUGGCAACCAGUUGUUGCCGGUUGCAUGUUGUUGCCGGUUGACAUAUGAGCAGCAGCAACAUCAGUUGCACCAGCAACAGCAAACAGCAGCAGCAACAGCAGCAGCAGCAACUGCGGCAGCCGCAACAAAGAAGAAAGGAACUUUUGCCGCCACACCAAAGUCCGGUGUUUUUCGAUGAGAGCGGCUACUACACAGAAAUCCUGGGCCAGAACACUGGGCAGACCUAACAAGCAGCAGCAGCAGAAGCGGCAGCAGAAGAAGCGGCCCAGAAUUAUGUAACAACCGCACUGGCAGUGGCCUGCAAAUUUGCAAGUCAAGAGUCACUGGAGAUGUCACUCUGCGCGGAUGGACAACUCGGCGGACAGCUGAGCAAAGCGGCCGCCGCCUGGAUUUUUCUUCGUUCAUUCGAUUCGAUUCCAGCGCUGUUCGUCCGUUUGGUUGUUGAACUUAAUCCCAGCAUGAUGGUGCAACAUUCGGCGAGGGUCCGUUGUCCUGGCAAGGUUGUUAUGGCCGCACACCGACACUUGUUUGUUUGUUUGUUGUGGCAAACACACACAGCGCAGGAUUUCAACUGGAUUAAACAGUAAUACAGUAAGCAAGCACUCACUAGCCAGCCGCCCAUCAACAUCUGCCCUCCGAGAAAACCACCGAAGAUGAUCUCACGACGCGACAAAUUGCUGCAGCAGCCGUGGGAGCAACUGCGGUACGCCCAGCACCGCGAGAAGGUCAUGUCCGCCCGCCCAGCCAUCGACACCCACUCGCCGCGCGCCCACGAGCACGUGCAGCGCAAGUGGAAGAAGCAGCAAGUGGAGCGGGAGCGCCAGCAGCAGAUCGAGCGGGAGAACCUGAGACUCCUCCAGAAACUGGGCGACAUAAUGCGCACCAAGCGCAUCAACAACCUCUGGCUGCAGCCGCGGCCCAAUUUUCUCAACCGCGAGAAGCUCUUUGCCACCCGCCCGUACUCCAGCCUGCCGGAAGUGGUCACCAUUUACGGAAAACAACCGCCGGGACCACUCAUCUAUGGCAUGCUGCCCAAACCGAAUGUUGUGGGUCGUUGUCCCACCUGCAGCGGCAAUCCGGAGCGCACCGAGGUGGCCAUUCCCGAGCAGCGAACACCCUGGGCGCCCGAGAGAAAGUCCUGGAACCGAAAGAGCCAGGAGCAAGUGAAGUUGCAUCGAUGCUACCACUGCGGAUCUGUAAAGACCAGCGAACGCAAGUACUUCGAGGAAUUCUCGUACUCGUACUCCUACGACGAAUGAUGAAGCUCGUGGUUCGUGGGUCAAAUAAAAGUAAAUUCAAGUUUA